Bactrocera latifrons is the source of this 1012-nucleotide messenger RNA. RefSeq lists its product as uncharacterized. The coding region runs from base 559 to 936 and encodes 125 amino acids. The transcript has 3 exons. NCBI's taxonomy places the organism in Eukaryota, Metazoa, Arthropoda, Insecta, Diptera, Tephritidae. The record is from RefSeq and is a predicted model, not a curated record.
UGCACAAGUUCUCAACACUGUAUCUCCGUAACUAUUACUAUUCAACUUGAAUAUUGUUGUAGAAUUUAAUAAGACAAUUGAAAAAUCGAUUUUUUGAAACCUUUAAACCGAAUAUACCAAAUUCCUGUAAUCGGAAUGAAUUCGUUCCAAUGACCGAACACCGCAAUUUGUCGAUUCCAGGUCUCAAAUCAAACAAACUUUCAGUCAAAAACUGAAGACAUUUGGAACAAUUUGAAAACGAUAACGACACAAGCAAAAAUUCUCCCAUUCUCAUAUUCAUCUGCGUAGUUUGGAUUGGAUUAUUUCAAGAAAUUAUGCCAUUUAAUGACCUCCAAAAAGUUCUGAAUACUUCUUUCGGAGUUAUUUGAAGUCGUUGGUCUUUAACAAUAAGUCAGACUCCCUUCACGCUUUAGAAUUCAAUACUCAACGUGCCAUUCAUGACUUACGAUUUGUGGAAAAAGUCCUCUAAAAUUGGGUUCAUCGAAUUCGUUAAUCCAAAAGAAUUAAGUUAGUUGCUCAAUAUCCUUAAUUGAUACCUUUAUACAAUAUUACAGAGACAUGCUUCACACCCUAAUGAACGGAUCACAUCUUGCACAAAGGAAAGGCGCAGAGAGAAAUAAGAAGCUACUUCUACAAAAAGAGCUAACGGAGCAAAUUACAGAAAAUGAGAUAAUACGCUGGAAAAAUAAAAAACUCUUGUUCAAUGAAGAGGUGAAAAUUAUAGAAAAUUGUAAUAGAGAAAUCUUGAAUAAUCAACAAGAAGAGGAAAAACGAAAGAUUCAGGAUUCAGUAUGGGAAGAAUGCUAUAUUAAUCAUGUGAAGGAAGAGAAAGAAAGAAAACGAGAGGAAUCCAAACAAUUUGAGUUGAAGUUCUCCGGAACCGGAUGUGUGCUAAAACAGCAAAAUAAGAAGCCAUACAAUAAAUCUGCACGCUAAUUUGAUAAAAACUGAACAUGGGAUCUCAGUUAGGUUUAAGAACACCCGCUAUUGAUAUGAAACUGGUCAACCAAUU